AAUGGCGGGGAAGAGACGACCCUAAGACAUAGUGGGAAAUAACCAAAACCUAAAUGCCAACAACUAACUGCUCUUUUGAAUCUGUCAAGCUAACUAAACCCAUAACACUAAAAAACCUUCCCAUCGCCUAAAUUUAGCCUAAACGACACCUACCAAGUUUCUGUUUUCCAAUCCUAAUCUCUCCCAUCGGAUCUUCUUUUCUUGCAUUUCCUCAACAAUCAUGAGCCCUCGCCGGCCAUGUUUUUUCUUCUUCUUCGCCGUUUCUUUUCCCUUCUCCUUCACCCAAUCCAACCCUCAGAAUCUUGAAACUUUCUUCCCCUUCCCCUUCCUCGUUCCGUCGCCUUCCGCCUCGCCGAACGCUUCUUCCGCCUCUCCGCCUCCGUCGCUGCAUAUCUCGCCGUCUUUUCCGCCUGUUAUCGACGAGAAUUCCUCGGCUGAUCGGACCACUGUUAUAAAAGCUGUAGCUGCUACAGCUGUGAGUACUUUCGUGAUCGCCACCCUGCUUUUCUUUUUUGUACGUAGGUAUAUUGUUAAGCGAAGAGAUGGGAAGAUUGUAAAUAGAGACGAUGAACGUAAAAUAAGUGGGAGAUUACAGGCUUCCGGGCCGGCGAAAGGUGAUCGGAGUCUUGACGGGUUGAUCAUUGAUGAGAAUGGGUUGGAUGUUCUUUAUUGGAGAAAACUUCAAGGGAAAAGUAAGAGUAGUAGUAGUUUUAGAAAACUUGCAAACCCUAAUUCUUUGGGAGAUGAUGAUCAGUCUGCUCUAGCAAAACAUCAACGGAGAAAAUCUGAGCCGGUGCAAGAAAUUCCUUUGCUUCGUGGAAGAUCUUCUUCAGGUUCUGAUCAGAAUAAAGUUUUGCAUGGAGCUAGUAGUCCUAACACAACUGUGGCUCAACAUGUUAAUCAGUUUGAAAAACUAAGCCAAACGUCAAAUUCUCCUCCUCCUGCUACUGCUCCUGCUCCUCCUCCUCCUCCGCCUCCGCCGCCGCAAUCUUUAAUGGCAAUUCCAGCCAAGAAAGCACCUGCUCCGCCUCCUAUUCCGGCCAAGAAAGCGCCUGCUCCUCCUCCUGGCUCGGUAGAAAAGAAUAACUCAAAUCCACCUCCUCCACCACCACCUCCAAUUAUGGGGAAGAAAAGUAGUGCUGGACCUCCACCUCCUCCGCCGCCUAAGGCGGCUGGGGCGUCGAAAGGGAUGGGUGCAGGUAGUAGUGGAACACAAGCUGGUUCUUCAACUGGACCUGUCAGAACAGGAAGUGGUAAUAGUCAGGUUAAACUGAAGCCAUUGCAUUGGGAUAAAGUUAACAAGAAUACGGAUCAUUCUAUGGUGUGGGAUAAAAUUGGUGGUGGCUCUUUCAAGUUUGAUGAUGAUCUUAUGGAAGCUUUGUUUGGAUAUGUUGCAACCAACAAAAGAUCACCCAAGAAAGAAGGAGCAGCAAGUGAUUCAAAAAGUCAGGGAAGCAGCCCAACAGCAAAACCAAUUACUCUCCUUGAUGCUAGAAAAUCGCAGAAUAUCGCGAUUGUGCUCAAGUCGCUUGGCAUCUCUCAAAGGGAAUUGCUUGGUGCUUUAACCGAAGGACAUGGUCUAAACGCAGACACUCUUGAAAGGCUGAUGAGAGUUGCCCCAAAUAAAGAAGAAGAAACUCAAAUACUCGAAUUCGAUGGAGAUUCUAGACGACUCGCAGAUGCUGAGUCUUUCCUAUACCAUCUCCUGAAAGCUGUUCCGUCAGCUUUUAGUCGUAUUGACGCGAUGUUUUUCAGAUUAAAUUAUGAUUCGGAGAUUACUCAGUGCAAGGACAUUUUAGAAACGCUAGAAUCAGGGUGCAAAGAGCUUCGAAAUCGAGGGCUUUUUGUCAAACUCUUAGAAGCAGUCCUUAAAGCUGGGAAUAGAAUGAAUGCAGGAACUUCUAGAGGAAAUGCGCAAGCAUUCAAUCUAACUUCUCUUAAAAAACUAUCGGAUGUUAAAAGCAUAGAUGGAAAAAGUACUCUGCUUCAUUUUAUAGUGGAGGAAGUUGUGCGGGCGGAGGGAAAACGUUGUGUUAUCAAUAGAAAUCGGAGCAUGAAUCGAAGUGGCAGCAGAAGCAGCAUUAAUAGUGACAAUUCUACGUUGAACGAAGAAAAAGAGAAGGAAUAUAUGAUGCUUGGAUUACCAAUGGUAGGAGGGCUAAGCGCACAAUUCUCUAGUGUGAAGAAAGCAGCACAGAUAGAUUAUGAUACCUUUGCCGGAACUCAGUCAGGUCUCACAGCACGGGCAGCAGAAGUUAGGGAAAUCGCUUCACAAUGUGAGGAAGGAGGAUUUGCUAAAGAGAUGAAAGCAUUUCUGGAAACGGCAGACGAAGAACUAAACAUAUUGAAAGAAGAGGAGAAGAGGGUAAUGGAACUUGUGAGGAAUACAACAGAAUAUUAUCAAACAGGAGCUUCCAAGAACAAAGGAGCUCAGCCACUUCAAUUGUUUGUCCUAAUUAAAGACUUCUUAGGGAUGGUAGAUCAAGUCUGUAUAGAAAUUGCUCGAAAUCAGCAAAAAAGGAAAACGCCCUCUUCGAGUUCCGGCUCCUCCUCAGCAUCCAGAACAGCAGUCAAGUUUCCCAACUUGCCUGAACAUUUCAUGUUGGAAAAAUCAAGCAGCAGUUCAAGUGAAUCAGAUGCUGAAAUGUGAGUACAAUUUUUUCAAAUUGCAGAAAGAAUAAAUUAGUUAAAUGUAUAUAGUUGUGUUAUAAGAAAAUUCAAAAUGUAGAAAAGCAUAGAUAAGUGAGUUUUGAUUUUAUCUAAUUUAUUGGUUUACGAUUCUUGGCAA
Molecule: messenger RNA, 2788 nt
Organism: Mercurialis annua (annual mercury)
Lineage: Eukaryota; Viridiplantae; Streptophyta; Magnoliopsida; Malpighiales; Euphorbiaceae
Product: formin-like protein 8
Exons: 2
Coding region: 221-2650 (809 amino acids)
Biological process (GO): actin nucleation; actin cytoskeleton organization
Molecular function (GO): actin filament binding
Source: RefSeq, a predicted model, not a curated record